GAAAAAAAAAAUUUAUUUUUAAUUUAUCGAAAUUAAACAAAUUUCAUAAGAGUUGAUUCAGUAAGUAGCGUCCUCUUCAAAAAAGGUCUUCCAGAUGUUGAAUGACGUCAGAUAUGAUAAUCCAGUAGUUCUUUAAAAUUGAAACAUUCAAAGAUAGUGUUGAGAACCUCAAUUAAACUUACCGGUAAUGAGUGGGGAUUGGAAAAACCACUUUACAAAACGAAUUCUAUUGAUUAAUCAGUCACGUUAUUUUAGUGGUAUUGAACUUUUAAGUUAUGACUGUAAAAAGUUGGCUUAUUUAACUCACAUGCUCCAAAAAUUUUAAAUAGGACACCAUUACAUAAAAACAAUAUUCUUCAAAGUUUGAUUGAGAAAAAAUAUAUUUUAUUGUUAUUAAAAUGGUUGAUAUGUCAACAGUUCCACUUGUUGCUUUAUCACAAGAAACAAGAUUUUUGCUAUCGACAUUAUUGAAUCCUAUAAAAGCUCUUCCUACAUCUGAUGGGAAACCAAGAGACUGGCGAGGACUAGCUGAUUUAUUUCUCAUUGGAGGAGAAAUGAUACCAUCAAUUGUAACAAGUCCAGAUCCAACAGGAUGUUUAUUGGAAUUAGUAAAAAAUUCUAAAUAUACUCUAAAAGAUUUCCAAAAUAUGUUAGAAAAUAUUAGUCGAUGGGAUGUAAUAGAUGAUUCUGAAUUACUUUUCGAAAAAGAUGCUGAACAAUACUUUGAAAGGAUGGAAAGAAACAAAGAGUCUGCUGACGUAUUUAAAUAUGAAGUAGAUAAUAAAAUGCUCACUAUAGAUGAUCUUUAUAGAGUUAAAGCAGGAUUAAAAACUCAACAUUAUGAUGCAUUUCUUCUUUGUGCUGAUGAAGACUUCACAGAAUUAGUUAUCAACAACUUGGAGCAAAAAUACAAUUUAAAACUAUGUAUAAAAGAUCGAGAUUUAAUCAGUGGUAUAACGUUCGAACAUGAGGCAAUUAUGGAGUUAAUAUCUGAACGUUGCAAUAGGUUGUUGGUUGUUAUUUCUCCGAAUUUUUUAAAAAGCCCAGAAAAUAAAUUUUUUCUCAAUUAUGCUCAAGCUCUUAGUAUUGAAAAACGUCAAAGAAAAGUGAUACCUUGUUUGUACAAAGAAUGUGACAUACCUUCACAAUUGAGAUACACAUUUAUCUUAAAUUACAAUAAACCACAUUUAUAUGAAUUCUGGAAAAGACUGAAUGAGUCUAUAGAGACUGUAAAAUCUGAUUUACCUGUUAAAAGCAAUUCUUGUGAAGAAAUAUUAAAAGGGUCAACUGACUGUGAUUUAAAUAAAUGUGAUUCAACAUUAGAUAAAGAAGAAUCGGACAAAGAAACAUCGAGUAAGGCAAAAUUAUUUUUUAAGACACCUCAGAAACGUGUGAAACAGAGCAGUGUUCCAGAUAAUAAAUCUUCAAACAAUCAAGAUAAUCCAAUAAUGAAUCUUCCUUCAUUAGAAGGUUUAGACAGCUUAGAAUCUACAUCUGUUAAUCUUGACUCUCCGAAAAAAAACAAAAAAAAGAAAACAUUUAAAGCGUAUAAAGAGAAAAUUAAAUGUCUAGUUGGAAACAAAUCUUAAAUCAUAUAUCAAUGAAAAUUUCAUCUGUGAUAUUUCUAACGUAAGACACUAUUUUUGCUGUAAAUGUACAUAAUUUGAUUCGAUAGAAUAAAUUCAUAUUUUUAUAAGCUAGACAUGUUAAUAAAUAAUUACUGAA
Molecule: messenger RNA, 1725 nt
Organism: Chelonus insularis
Lineage: Eukaryota; Metazoa; Arthropoda; Insecta; Hymenoptera; Braconidae
Gene: Myd88
Product: myeloid differentiation primary response protein MyD88
Exons: 7
Coding region: 399-1589 (396 amino acids)
Biological process (GO): Toll signaling pathway; toll-like receptor 4 signaling pathway; innate immune response
Cellular component (GO): plasma membrane
Molecular function (GO): Toll-like receptor binding; TIR domain binding
Source: RefSeq, a predicted model, not a curated record